CAACAACAUCAACCACAACCUCGUCAACAACAACAACAUCAACCACAACCACUUCAUCAACGUCGUCCACAACAACAACAACGACAACAUCGUCGAUGUGGAUCAAAAUGUAACACAACACUAUUGCUCAGUGACACAAACACUGCCACAGUUCAAACAUUGGUUAAUAGUUUACAAUCUGCUGGUUUAACUGUUAGUUAUAUAUCUGGUGGAAUAACAACUUACACUGGAUCUCCAGAUGCAUCCACUUACAGUUCUAUCAUUUUAAUAACCGGUAAUACCGAGAAUACAGAUAUGCCACUUGCAGGACAACAAUCUAUUUUAAAUGCUUGGCAGAACAAUGGUACUGGUGUAGUUAUGACAGAAUGGGCAGCAUUUCAUGUUUUGAAUGGACAAUGGUCUGUACUAUCUUCACUUUUAUUGGCAACACGAAUAACAGGUGUUACUACAACUAUGUCAUUUACUUUGAUUAAUAGUGGACAUCCAAUUUGGAAUGGUCUAGCAACUUCUUUUUCUACCUCGGUAACUUUAGGCUAUAGUACAUUGAAUACACCCAAGGUCGGAACAACAAUAAUAGCAAACUGCACAGUAUGCGGCACACCUGCAGUUAUUGUUGCACCUUCUUCAGGAACUGCUGGACGUAUAGUACAGAUUGCUCAUGCUGGCCAUUACAACACUGGUACAUUUAAUUGGGGAAACGAUGCAAAUAUCGUGACAAUGAUGAUCAAUGCAGUUAAAUGGUCUGCUCGUCUUAUUUAA
This is a messenger RNA of Adineta steineri, 759 nucleotides long. The record is from the annotation of a GenBank genome assembly. Lineage: Eukaryota; Metazoa; Rotifera; Eurotatoria; Adinetida; Adinetidae.